Molecule: messenger RNA, 2541 nt
Organism: Durusdinium trenchii
Lineage: Eukaryota; Dinophyceae; Suessiales; Symbiodiniaceae
Source: the annotation of a GenBank genome assembly
CCAGGGGUGAAACCCAUCGCUGCGGUGCGUGGUACAUCCGUGCUCCCGCUUCCGUGCCGCCAGAGGGGUGAGCUGGCGGUGGGAAUCACUUGAAUUGUCUUUAUCGCGGGGCGCGGCCAGUGCGUAUUGCUGACUCUGGAACCAUGUUGCCCUAUGGCCAAAUGGAGGAGUUGCUGAAUGCCACCCAAGCCGAAUUACAGAGACUCCUACACGUGGCAGAGGAGCAACGACUGCUUUGGAAUGCAGAGGUGCUGGCGACGAGCCAACGUUUGCAAUCCAUCAAGCCGAUGGAAGUGGUCUCCGAGUGCACAGAGGAGCGCUGGGACGAGUCCAAGUCCUCAGGUGCUAAUCGCUCCAAGAGCGAGAUCUCCGACUGGAGCGAUGAAGGCACCGGCGCCGCCGUGAUGCCAGCGAGCGACGUGCGGCGCUACCAGAGCACGGCCAGCGGUCCACAGUCCGAGCCGAGCCAACGGCCCUUAGCCGCGGCCGAGGAGCUCGUGGACUGCGUGCCCAGCAUCGAAGCGGAGACCUCGCCGAAGAGACGUUCCACCCGCUCCAACCGGUCCGAUGCAUCGGGCCGUGCUCGGGGAGCGAAGAGCUCCUCCCGGCGGAGCAGUGAGGGAGCAGGAGCUUCCUCAUCACAGCAGGUACGGAAGUCUCCCUCGCAUGGCUCGGAGGCCUCCCAUGUGUCGGACGGCAGCGAGGCCUCCAACGUCUCGGACGGCAGCGUCGCCAGCGACGCGAGCGACGUGAGCUACGUCGAGGACUCCACCGAGACGAAGUCCAAGCGGAGGAAGAGGGGGAGGCGAUCCUGUGAUAAGAAGAAGGCCAAAGAUAACACCUUGGGGCUGCUGAUGAACGAGAAUCAGCCCAAGAAGCAGCCCACGAGCCAAUGGCACAAGAUCGGUAUCAAGGUCACCAAACACUUGGACCACAUCGCAGGUGCGUUAGUCUUGCUGAACUCCUUAUCCAUGAUGAUUCAACUGGAGAUGGAGGGGCGCACCAUCGCCUCCCAGCUAGGCUUUCCGGAGGGCCACAACUUCACCGCGGCCUUGCCCACCUUCCGCACCGUCGACACCAUUUUCGUGUGGGUCUUCCUCGCGGAGCUCCUGGUGCGUAUGGUCGUGGAAGGCUGCCACUUCGUCAAGGACAUUGCCAACUGGUUGGAUUCCAUUCUGGUGGCCGGCGGCCUCAUUGACUUCAUCCUGGCCACAGUCGGUGGAGGUCAACAGGAUGCGGCCACCUUGCGGCUCAUUGCCGCGAUGAAAGCUUUCCGCGCGAUCCGCAUGGUGCGCAGCUUUCGCUUCUCUCCGGGGCUUCGGAUGUUGGUCAAGGCGUGCCAGUGUUGCUUGCCCUCAUUAUGCUGGUCAAUGCUCCUUUUAGCGGUUUUCAUGUGCAUGGGAGCCUUGAUCAUGGGCAACUUGUUGCAAGAUUACAUCACGGACGAGAACAACUUGAUCGAGGACCGCGAGUGGAUUUGGAAGCGCUACGGGACCACGUACCGUGCCAUUUACACACUCUAUGAGAUCACCUUUGCAGGCAACUGGCCUUCCAACGCUCGUCCUGUCUUGGACAAGGUGAGCCAGAUGUUCGUCAUUUUCUAUUUGCUUUAUGUGACGAUCAUCGUUUUCGCGGUGAUCCGAGUCAUCAGCGCAAUUUUUCUCAAGGACACCUUGGAUGAGGCGAACAACGAUGCACAUCAAAUUGUCCUCGAUAGGUUGAGAAAGAAGGCAGAGUAUGUGGAUCGCUUGGAACAAACCUUCCACUCCAUCGACAACUCCGAGGACGGGGUCUUGACCGAGGCCCGUUUGACGGAGGCCUUGGCCAAUCCGAAGGUGAAGGCCUAUUUUGCAACCUUGGAGAUUGAUGUGCAGGAAGGUGCCGCUUUAUUCCACUUGUUGGACAACGGAGAUGGUGAGGUCACGUUGGACGAGUUCAUCUCUGGGGUGAUGAGAUGCAAAGGUCCGGCCAAGGCCAUCGAUACCUUCGCCCUACAACGAGACUUGGGGAAGUUGGACCACAAGAUCUCGAAACUGGUGGGAAAGUUGGAAGAAGUGCAGGCUGCGAGCCCCUUUAAGGCAGCCCAAUAUGAUCGACACAUCACGCCACUGGCCAGUGAUCUCAUGAUGGGGCUUGGUGGUGUAGGCAGCGUCCCAUCUUCCUCGUUGCCCUCCAAGCAGCCGGCUUGGGCCCAGGUGGGUGCUGGUUCGCCGGUGCUCGUGGCGAACCAAUCGCCAACCACCUCCACACAGCUAGGGCUCUUGGUGAAGACGCCCGACACGAAGACGCCCGAGCGCAAAGUCAGCGUCUAAGACGCCGCGUAAAACAGCAGAGCCCCGCGGAGCUGGAACACGGCCGCAUAAAACCUGGGUCACUGCGUCCGCCGUCGUUUCACCGAGCCGUUCGCCGACGCUUUAACAAGCCUCCCGGUGGCGGUUCGCGUAGGACCCGUUCGUGCAAGCCGCGAGAGGCUCCUUUUUUUUCAGCCAGGUGUGACACCACACCGUGCGGAGAGUUAGGUUUUCCUGGGAGAGUUCUGAG